UCGCAACCUCCAAACGGUCGUCCGGACGGGGCGCUGAUGACCACGACACGAUGCGCUUCAACGAGGCAGACACCGAUCUGCUGAAAACGUGGACCGUAGCCAAACUCGAGCAUGUCAGCGACGCCGACGCCGAUGUACUCGCCGACUAUGUGCUCGCCUUGGUCACCACCGACGAGCCCGAAGCGAUCGCGAAGGCAAACUGCAUCGAGAAUCUGCAGGACUUUCUCAACGACAAGACCGAAGCAUUUGUCCAUGAGCUGUUCGCCGCCAUUGCUACAAAGUCCUACGACCCAUCUCGCCCUCCGCCGAAACCAUCGAAACCGACUCAUCAACCACCGCGACGCGCGAGCAUCGAUCCGCCGCUGCAAGUCUUCAACCCGGGCGUAAAGCGAGGCUAUCACGACUGGGAUCGGGAUGAGAACCAGACACAGCAUCAACAGACUGACCGCCCCAACAAGCAUGCUCGCCGCGGUGCUGGCGCGGGACGCGGAGGACGAGGUGCUGGGCGAAACAACUACCCACAGCCGCCUGUGCCACCGGCUGGCAUGCCGCAGUUCGACCCGACCAACCCCAUGGCAUCUUUCAUGGCCAUGGCUGCUGCCAUGGGCAUGCUGCCACCCGGUAUGCCUGCACCGUCUGUGUAUGGACAACAGCCUGCUCAGGAACGCUGCCUAGACUUUGAUACCAAGGGCUUCUGCACAAGAGGCGCAAAGUGCCCGUAUGAUCAUGGCAGCGAUGCCUACGUCGUACCCGACGACCACAAUGCGGGGGGAUUCGAUACUGGCAACGAGCUAUUCACUGCACACAAUGGCACUAGCACGAAGCAGAAGAGCCCAGCUUCUAAGAGAGGCAAGGGUCGGGGACGACGCGCCGAAUUCUCUCUGCAAGGCCCAACCCACGACUCGACUGUCACAACGAUCGUUGUUGAGCAAAUUCCAAAGGAACAGUUUGACGAGCAGAGCGUGCGCGACUUCUUCUCAGAAUUCGGCACCAUCGAGGAGGUGACCAUGAUGCCAUACAAGCGCUUGGCCAUUGUCAGAUACGACAGCCACGAAGCCGCAAGCGCUGCCUAUAACAGCCCGAAAGCUGUCUUCUCCAACAGAUUCGUCAAGGUGUAUUGGUUCAAAUCACCUGAGAGCUUGCCUCAGCCCAUGUCACAUGAAAUGGACGGCGACACAGAAAUGCAGGAUGAAACUCCUGAGAUCGACAUUGAGGAAGUUCGGAAGCGGCAGGAGGAAGCUCAGCAGCGGCAUGAGGAGAAGCAAAAGCUGAUCGAAGAAGCACGAAAGAAUAGGCAAGAAGUCGACGCCAAGUUGCAAGAGCUGGAGACCAAAAAGCUAGAGAUCGCCAACGAGCUUGCCAAGAAACAAGGCAAACCAGUCGUAUCUGAGCGGACGCUUCAAAUGAGAGAACAGCUGGCCAAGCUGGAGGCCGAAGCGCGCACGUUGGGCAUUGAUCCUGAGGCCGUUCCUAUCGACUCGACCUGGUCAACGCCGCAAUAUCACGCACCCGGGAGAGGUGGCUACAGAGGUCGUGGCCGCGGCCGAGGCGCGUAUCGCGGGGGUUGGUCAGGUGUCGGCAGGGGUGGUGCUGUCAAACGUCUGGACAACCGGCCCAAGACUGUCCUUGUUGUCUUCAAGAAUGGAACGUACGACACACACGAAGGAGCCUUGCGCUCCUGGUUUCUGUUCAACGCAGCAGAGAAUGCGUUGCUCAAUCGACACCACGACAAACAAGACGCGGCCUUGGUCACUUUCGAGCAGCGUUAUCAAGGUGAAAUUUUCAUGGACGCGACACGCAAGACUGACUUUCCCUUGCAUGGUCAAGUCGAGUUGUCGUGGCACACGGGACCAAUUCCAAGCAACGGCUCGCAUGAUACUGACAUGAAGAUCGAAGAGCCUUCCGGUACUGCGGAGGCACAGCACGACGAUCCACCCAAGGUCGAGGACUACGAUGUGGCACAUGAGGAAGAUCGCUGGGGCUGAGCAAAGCUCUCUGCUCGUCUUGAACCUCGCCAUAAACAUUAUCGUUACAUGACAAGCCUCGAACAGCCGCCCAGGUGGAGUUCGGCUCACUCGAACUGUGCCGCUGUGGCGCAGCAGAGCCUUGGCCCUG
Molecule: messenger RNA, 2115 nt
Organism: Cercospora beticola
Lineage: Eukaryota; Fungi; Ascomycota; Dothideomycetes; Mycosphaerellales; Mycosphaerellaceae
Biological process (GO): mRNA processing
Cellular component (GO): nucleus
Molecular function (GO): RNA binding; metal ion binding
Source: RefSeq, a predicted model, not a curated record